Molecule: messenger RNA, 2301 nt
Organism: Linum tenue
Lineage: Eukaryota; Viridiplantae; Streptophyta; Magnoliopsida; Malpighiales; Linaceae
Source: the annotation of a GenBank genome assembly
AGCUGACAAGGUACGGCGGCGUUUACACUUCGCCGAUCUCAAACGGCGAGACGACGAGUGGCACAAUUCACGCACUCUUUCAACGGCAGUUGCGAACAAUCCAAAACAAACACCACCAUCCCUCGCCCCUCCCCUCCGCCGCGUCGCCGCCGUGCUCUCCUCCGUCCCCUCCCUCCUUCCGUUUCAAAAAAAACGGCAAAAUUAACCCCUCCCAUCUGAUGAGCAGCACGACUCUUCGACGCCUCAGAGAGUCAAAUACAACCCCUGCCAUCUGCCGAAUACUCCAUUAAUUUAUUCAAUCCAAAACCUCCAUAUUUAAACUCACUCCACAUCCAACUCCCAGGAUGCCAUCUCCAGCGCGAAGGCUCAUGGCGAGCAUCUCCAGUACCUUAUCGCUGAAGCACGGGCUGUCGCUUCGUCCCACGCAUCAGCAGUCCGCUUCACUUAUCCGCACCUCGUCGGCGCCGGGAAUCGGGUUUCGAAGUUUCAGGAGGAGUUUCGUCGCCGCUUCCUCCUCUGCCUUCUCAAACGAGAAUCGCGAGUUUGUGAUCGUCGGGGGCGGGAAUGCAGCGGGAUACGCAGCCCGGACUUUCGUCGAGCACGGAAUGGCCGACGGGAAGCUCUGUAUGGUGACCAAAGAGCCACAUGCUCCUUACGAGCGUCCUGCUUUAACAAAAGCAUAUCUGUUUCCUCUAGAUAAGAAGCCUGCACGUUUACCUGGCUUCCAUACUUGCGUUGGUUCUGGUGGGGAAAGACAAACUCCAGAUUGGUACAAAGAGAAGGGGAUAGAGAUGAUCUAUCAAGAUCCAGUUGCGAGUAUCGAUAUUGAAAAGCAGACUGUUACAACAAAUUCAGGCAAGCUGCUCAAGUAUGGUGCUCUUAUUGUUGCUACGGGAUGCACAGCUUCAAGGUUCCCAGAGAAAAUUGGAGGAAAUUUGCCUGGCGUCCAUUACAUCAGGGACUUGGGAGAUGCUGACUCGCUGAUAUCAUCUUUGGAAAAGGCAAAGAAGGUAGUCGUUGUUGGGGGUGGUUAUAUCGGUAUGGAAGUAGCUGCGGCAGCUGUUGGUUGGAAACUUGAUACAACGAUUGUGUUCCCUGAGAAUCAUCUGUUGCAAAGGUUGUUCACUCCUUCACUUGCUCAGAGAUACGAGCAGUUUUACCAAGAAAACGGGGUUAAGUUUUUGAAGGGUGCCUCUAUAAAGAACCUAGAAGCGGGUUCUGAUGGUCGAGUUUCUGGUGUUAAGCUAGAAGAUGGAUCCACUUUGGAAGCUGAUACGGUGGUAAUUGGAAUUGGUGGGAAGCCAGCUGUAAGUUCCUUUGAAAGUGUGGGAUUGAACUCCUCUGUUGGUGGAAUAGAGGUCGAUGGUCUGUUCAGGACAAAAGUACCAGGAAUAUUUGCAAUUGGAGAUGUUGCAGCAUUCCCUUUGAAGAUGUACAACCGCAUAGCACGAGUUGAACAUGUAGACCAUGCUCGUCGAUCUGCCCAGCAUUGUGUUAAAUCGUUGCUUACUGCUCACACUGACACGUACGACUACCUCCCUUACUUCUACUCAAGGGUUUUUGAGUAUGAAGGGAGCUCAAGAAAGAUCUGGUGGCAGUUCUUUGGCGACAAUGUUGGCGAGACAGUUGAAGUAGGAAACUUCGAUCCAAAAAUCGCUACAUUCUGGAUUGACUCUGGUAAACUGAAAGGAGUUCUCCUGGAAAGCGGAAGUCCAGAGGAAUUUCAGUUGCUUCCUGAACUUGCUAGGAGGCAGCCUGCGAUUGACAAAUCGAAGCUUGAGAAGGCAUCUUCAGUUGAAGAAGCACUAGAAAUCGCCAGGUCUUCCCUGUAACUAUCUUCCGCUGCAUUGCCUCCACUCCAACAGAAGAAGAAAAAUCUCUUCCCUGAUAAUGAAAUGGGGGUUUGGUAGGGGAAGUGGAAAAAUGAGGGAAUAUCUUGCUGAAGGAAGCUUCAUAGGGUUUUUCUUCGUUCUUAGCAAGUCAAUAAGUGAUGUGAAGAGGGUCAAUUGUCAUUAGUGCAAAUCAUAGGGGUUGCAAAUUUGAACUUGGCUUCUUCCUUUUUUCUGAUCAAUUUUGUUGAGCAUCAGCUACUUAAGAUGUCAUUUCCCCCCUCAUAACUCUUAUUAUUGAUAAGUAUGUUAUUCACGUCAAACUAUGAAACUUAUGUGUAUUUGUUUGUCUAUGUAUUGAGAAACAGAUAUCUGUACCAUUGUCCAUUAAUUAUGGACACAGCCAACUUGAGGAGUUGGAAACUUAGGAUGUGGCCGCAUAAAAGAAAUGCAGAUUUCAGUUAUUUCAACC